CUAAAGUGCUUGUAUUAUGUGUGUGUACUAAAAUAUUCCAUGAUUACUUUCAAGGGUUAUAUUAUUACUUCUUGAAGAAAACCCCCAAUAUUUCUCAUCUCUUCCUCUUUCUCUCUCCUAGUUGAUUUUUAUCAUUAUAUCAUGGAAAGAGAUCAUACUAGAAGUAGCACAAAUUUCCCAAACUAUGACCUCCACAUGUCCUUGAUUCAUUCAAAUAAUAAUCCUUCUACUUCUAAUAAUACUAAUAAUAAUCCUUCUAAUUUACAAGGGUUUCCUCAAUCCUUAGAAUUAUCUCAUCAUUCUAAUCAUGUUAUGCUCACCACCUUCUUGAGUCACCAACCACCACCACCGCUGCCGCCUCCGUAUCAGAUCACGGAUCAUCGGGGAUCCGAUUCACACAACACCACCACCGCCGUCACCACCACCACUAAAGGGCUUGUUGGUAAUUUUGAUAAUUAUGUCACUACUACAAGGCAGUCUUGGAAUAGUAGUAACAAUACUACUGAUCAACAGGUGGAAGGAUCAUCAGAUCCGAAAGCUAUUGCUGGGGACAACUCCAAUGGUGGUAAUGGUCGCGGUAACGAUGGAGCUGAACAUUCUUGGUGGAAGAACUCGAGCUCAGAAAAGAACAAGAUGAAGAUAAGGAGGAAGCUAAGGGAGCCAAGGUUUUGUUUUCAAACAAGGAGUGACAUCGACGUACUUGAUGAUGGUUAUAAGUGGCGCAAAUAUGGUCAGAAAGUUGUCAAGAAUAGUCUUCAUCCAAGGAGUUAUUAUCGAUGCACACAUAGCAAUUGUAGAGUGAAGAAAAGAGUGGAAAGACUAUCCGAAGAUUGUCGAAUGGUAAUAACAACUUACGAAGGCAGACAUAAUCACUCUCCUUGUGACGACUCCAACUCUUCCGAUCAUGAUCAAUGCUUCUCUUCUUUUUAGUUAAUUGCAAUGAUAUUCUAUGUUAUUGGUAUUAUUCUUAGCUUAUUCUAUCAUGUCUAUAAUCAUAUUAUAUAGUAUCAUAUUAUACAAUAAUAUGAUGCCAAAUAUUUAGUAGUACGUACGUAUUAUUUGUAAAGAAAAAGUAGAGAGCAUGCAUAUGUAUAAGAUAUAUAGUAUUUGAUUUUGUUUAGUCUUUAGGUGUGUAGUACAAUUUUGAUAACAUAUAGUAUAAUGGUGAUAUUGAGGUAUCAAUAUAGUAUGUAUACAAGUAUGUAUACAUAUUGUAUGUAUACAUGUGGUUAUUGUUUGUCCA
Molecule: messenger RNA, 1243 nt
Organism: Chenopodium quinoa (quinoa)
Lineage: Eukaryota; Viridiplantae; Streptophyta; Magnoliopsida; Caryophyllales; Amaranthaceae
Product: probable WRKY transcription factor 12
Exons: 4
Coding region: 142-930 (262 amino acids)
Biological process (GO): regulation of DNA-templated transcription
Molecular function (GO): DNA-binding transcription factor activity; sequence-specific DNA binding
Source: RefSeq, a predicted model, not a curated record